CAAAUCAUCCAUUCAGUCCGUGGAGCUUAAGGUUGCAGGUCACCACAAUGGCAGACAAUAAUUCUACAAGCAUGUCAGCUGCUGCGCAGCAAUACCAAGCCAACCUAAAAUAUCAGUCACAGAACCCUCCGGGCACAUCAGAAACACCGGCCCUCGCAAAUUCACCAGAGGAUGCCCCAGACGCAGUUAUGAAGGAUCUGCCCGCUGAAACCGUCCAGAGUCCUGCUCCGCAGCCACAAUCGACAGGCUCAACACCAGUCCCUCAAUCUCAACCUCGCACAUCAACGCCUGGUCGCACCACCAACGGACUAGAGCAAACAUCGCGACCAGGUUCAAUGCACCCCGACGGUACAGAAUUGCCCGCACAGGCUGCGUCGCAUGGAGCUCCAGCAAGGAAAUAUUUAAACGAGAAGGUAACCGGGGUUCUCAUGGAAGGAAUGAAGAUGAUAGCAAAGGAGCAGCCAAAUGACCCUCUACGAGUUUUAGGAGAAUACCUUCUACAGAGAAGUAGGGAAUUAGAAUCCAAGUAACUAUCAUGGAUGGGAAAGGCGGAAUCGCAUGAACCUUGCAUGGAAAACUGGCAUUUGGCGUUUUGAACGGAACCGCGAGUCUCUUCGCUACUGGGUGUUUACAAUGGGUGUGAUAUCAUUGGCGUUUCACAAAAAUGCAUGAAGAAACAAAUUAAAUGGAAUACUCCUAAUUCGAGAG
Molecule: messenger RNA, 708 nt
Organism: Xylona heveae TC161
Lineage: Eukaryota; Fungi; Ascomycota; Xylonomycetes; Xylonales; Xylonaceae
Exons: 3
Coding region: 48-530 (160 amino acids)
Source: RefSeq, a predicted model, not a curated record